AUGGUUCUCAAUGGUUCUACUCUCUCGGAUUGCAAUCUUCUCUCUCUCUCUCCGGAUUGCAAAUGGUUCUCUCAAAAUCUCUCUCUCUCUAUAUUGCAAAAUGGAAAAUCUCUCUCUUCGGAUUGCAAUCUGUCUCUCUCUCUCGGAUUGCAAAUGGAUUCUCUCACAAUCUCUUGCACUGUUCUCUCAAUAUUGCAAAUGGUUCUCAAUAUAAUCUCUCUCUCUCGGAUUGAAAAUGGUUCUCUCACAAUCUCUCUCUCGGAUUGCAAAUGGUUCUCUCACAAUCUCUCUCUCUCUCUCGGAUUGCAAAUGGUUCUCUCACAAUCUCUCUCUCUCUCGCGAUUGCAAAUGGUUCUCUCACAAUCUUCAAUCUCUUCGGAUUGCAAAUGGUUUUCAUUGCAAUCUCUCUCUCGGAUUGCAAAUGGUUCUCUCACAAUCUCUCUCUCUCCUCAGAUUGCAAAUGGUUCUCUCAAAUCUCUUCGGAUUGCAAAUGGUUCUCUCACAAUCAGCAAAUGGUUCUCUCAAAUGGUUCUCUCAACAAAAUCUCUCUCUCUCUCUCGAUUGCAAAUGGUUCUCUUAUCUCUCUCGGAUUGA
Acanthosepion pharaonis is the source of this 594-nucleotide messenger RNA. Lineage: Eukaryota; Metazoa; Mollusca; Cephalopoda; Sepiida; Sepiidae. The record is from the annotation of a GenBank genome assembly.